Molecule: messenger RNA, 2205 nt
Organism: Aspergillus bombycis
Lineage: Eukaryota; Fungi; Ascomycota; Eurotiomycetes; Eurotiales; Aspergillaceae
Product: fungal specific transcription factor domain-containing protein
Exons: 3
Coding region: 1-2205 (734 amino acids)
Biological process (GO): DNA-templated transcription; positive regulation of transcription by RNA polymerase II
Molecular function (GO): zinc ion binding; DNA-binding transcription factor activity, RNA polymerase II-specific; sequence-specific DNA binding
Source: RefSeq, a predicted model, not a curated record
AUGUCUGCCUUACUCAAUUCGCCUCUUAGACGUCGUCCAUUGGCGUGUGUGCGAUGUCGACGGCGGAAAGUCCGGUGCGACGGCGGGACACCCGCUUGCUCGAAUUGUGCCCGAGCUGGAGUGGAAUGUUUUGAAGGAACUCCGGGAUCCGCGGUUUCCAAGAGUCGACUGCAGUACCUAGAGAAUCGCGUGCGAGAACUGGAGGCCCGCGAAGAGAUCGACCCCUCGGUAAAUAUCCGAACGCAGCCGACCCCAUGGCGCCAAGAAGACCACCACAGCCAUGGCUCUGCAACACAAGUGCCCCAGCAAGAUGUCCGCCACCUGGGCCCUGCCAGGGCUAGUCAUCUAGCUGAUGCCCAUUCACCUCUAAGUCGGACGGCACAAACAGAUGAUACGCCUGGCGCCUCCCCGACGGUCUCGUCGUCGAGCCGAAUCACUCGGGACCAGCCACUAGCCCAUGAAGUGGGCUUACUCUCUUUGACCAACGCCAGCGAUCCCAAGUAUUUGGGUCCAUCAUCUGGAGUUACUUUCGCCCGUCUAAUUUAUGAAAGCGUGCCCCAGUCGCAAGGACUGCCAUUGGCGUACUCGCGACAGAAUGAUCAAGAUCAAGGGCUAAACGACCCCAGUCAAGGUCCUGUACUGUGUGAAGCGUUGCAGGUCGACCUGCCUUCCAUGGCAGAAUGUCAACAGUAUGCUGAGAUGUAUUUUGCUGCGUCGACAUUUUACCCUUUCAUAUCUCAGGAUGUCUUCUAUACCCUUCUAGGGGAGGUGUUUCGCCUCAGCAAGACAUCGACCUGGGAGAGUCGACUCCCCGUGAAACUAGCACUGGCACAGGUGUUCCUGGUCCUUUCUCUCGGUGCAAGGUCUCUUGAAAUCAAACUAUCUGGAACCUUUGGCUCUCGGGAGCUGUUUGCGACGGGCAUGUCUUAUGGCACGCAGAUCAAACUUCAUGAUAGCGUUGAAGGAGUCCAGAUUCUCUUGCUCUUGGUGCAACAUAGCUUUUAUAGCCCGGAGGGGCUUAAUGCGUGGUAUCUAUUGCAUACUAUACUCGCAAGCUGUCUUGACCUUGGGCUGCAGCGCCGUGAUAAUAGUAGUAAGGAGAAUGAAUCUUCAUAUCAGCGAAACAUACGGCAUCUACGAAGUGCGAUCUUUUGGUCAGCGUACUCCUUGGAUCGCACCCUGACUACGAUACUUGGUCGCCCGCUUACAUUGCGAGAUGAAGCGAUCGAUAGGGAAUUCCCCGGAUUCAACAGCAAUGAUGAAGUUGAAGAGGCGGCCACAUGCUGGGACCGGAACCCUGACUCUCAAGACGCAGCAUCGAUCUCAGGACGGGCCCCGACCUCGUACACUGCCUGCAUCUACUCUCUGCGUUUUGACCGGAUCGUUGCAGAGAUUAAACUAAUGCUGUAUCGAGUUUCCAGAUCACCGAGUCGCUUCCCUUGGCCGACAGACGUAAGUGCAUGGCAACAGGAAGCGCAAAGAGCUUGUGUUGCUCUUAUCCAAGAGGUGCAAGAUCACCAACCGGGCCGUCUGCAGAGUGGCUCCAGUCCACUCUCCGGGGUUGCCGUUCAACGACUCGAACUCAAAUACCACCAAUGCAUUAUGCUCCUCUAUCGUCCAAGUCCGCAGAUGCCCCGGCCCGAUCUAGAUGCCGUUCAAGAGUGUUUCACUAGCGCCAUGGAGAUUAUCGCGAUCUAUGCAGACCUGCAUCGCUUUUCGAACAUGGAAUGCUCAUGGCUAUCAGCGCAUUCUAUAUUCGUGGCCUCGAUUACAGUACUCUAUUGCGUCUGGACAUAUCCGGUGGUCCGCGGCGCGACACCUAUGGAUGUUUGUCUGAAGCGAGCGGAAUUGGCGCUCCAGCUACUCUCAUUCCUGGGACAGACGUGGACGGUGGCGCAAGAGGCAGGUCAGAAGUUAGCGAAGCUGAUUAGGUUUACUAGUGAGGCAUACGAUGCUAUGGCUGGCGCUCCGGCUGAGCCUCGGCCACUCGAUGGUACUGCCUGGACUGGUAAUGAUCCGACGGGAUUCGCGCAGAGACCAAAUCAAGACAGAGCGUAUUCGGUUCAAGAGGGGUCUGCCAUGAACCCGCCUCUAGCGGAUGGGAAGAGCUUCUUAAUCGAUGAGCUUGGAAUCCUGCGUGAUCUAUUUGACCUCGGGUGGCUCGAUGACGUGCCCGACGGAAACCAAUCGUUCUUCGGACUCUAG